CAAUUCGUGAAGUUGAUCGAUUUUCAUAGUGUGUUCGAGAGUUAUUUGCUCAAUCAGCGGUUAUUUUAUGUUUUAGUUAUUUUUUUAAAGACUGUUCAUUAAAAGUGUUUGUGAUUAAGUGUAAAUCCUUACUUGUCUUUUGGACUCACUGAUUUUCUGAGUGGUUUCUUACGAUGGCACCAAAUGAGAAUUCUACUUCAGCGGCUGUUCAAAAUGGAUACCAUAAGCGAACCUCAAGGAUUUUUCCAGAAACCGAUGAAGACGAUAUUGUCGUAUCUGGAAUUUCAGGAAGAUUUCCUAACUCUAGAAGCAUUAGUGAAUACGAAUACAAUCUCUAUAACAAGAUUGACAUGGUAGAUGGCGAAGAGACCCGCUGGAAAAGCUUUAACCCGGAAAUCCCUCAAAGAGGUGGAAAAAUCUACGAUUUGGAGAAGUUUGACGCUACUUUCUUCGGGGUACAUUUCAAGCAAGCUCACACUUUGGAUCCUCAAUGUCGAAUCUUGAUGGAAGUAGCAUAUGAAGCUAUAUUGGACGCAGGAGUCAAUCCUAAAAGUUUAAGAGGCACGAGAACUGGAGUAUAUGUGGGCGGAUGCAUAUCGGAAUCAGAAAAAACAUGGUUCUACGAAAAAAUUUCCACUGGAGGAUUUGGUAUUACCGGUUGCAGUCGUGCUAUGUUAGCAAACAGAAUUUCUUACGUAUUGGGGCUCAAUGGGCCUUCAUAUGUUGUAGAUACCGCUUGCAGUAGUUCAAUGUAUGCCUUAGACAAUGCCUUCUCUGCCUUUCGUAAUGGUGAAAUUGAUGCUGCAAUCAUUGGUGGAGUUAACUUAACCCUUCAUCCCUAUGUUACUUUGCAAUUCGCCCGAUUGGGCGUUUUAGCAGCUGAUGGAUAUUGUCGACCAUUUGAUCAAGAUGCCAGUGGUUAUACCCGUUCUGAGUCGGUGAACUGCUUGUUUUUGCAAAGAAAACGUGAUGCAAAGCGUAUCUAUGGCUCUCUGGUCUACUCAAAAACCAAUUGCGAUGGGUUUAAAACAGAAGGCAUAACAUAUCCUUCAGGAAUAGUACAAGAGAAACUACUUCGCGAAUUUUAUAACGAAAUAGGGAUCAGCCCAGAUAAACUGGGAUAUUUGGAAGCUCAUAGUACAGGAACUUUAGUUGGCGAUCCAGAAGAAUGUCGCGCUAUUGAUACGGUCUUAUGCAAAUCUAGAAGCAAACCCCUACUUGUUGGAUCUGUUAAAUCUAAUAUUGGACACUCGGAAGCAGCUUCAGGUAUAUGUUCCAUGGUUAAGGCCAUAUUGGCCUUAGAAAAAGGCGAAAUUGCCCCGAACAUCAAUUUCAAAAGUGUUCGUAAAGAAAUUCCAUCAUUGCUAGAAGGAAGAUUGAAAGUUGUAAGUGACAUCGAAAAACUCACCACUCCCUAUAUUGGGGUUAAUUCAUUUGGAUUUGGAGGUGCCAAUGCUCACGCUCUUCUCAAAGGCUGUGAAAAGGAAAAACAAAAUCAGGGAGCACCUGAGGAUGACUUACCGCGUCUUGUGUAUUGGAGCAGUCGCACUGAAGAAGGCGUGAAUGUAAUGCUAGAUUCUAUAGAGUCCAAUCCAUUGGAUACUGAGUAUCUUGCUCUAACGUAUAAUAUACAAAAAGAAGGGAUUCCAGGAUUCGUAUUCAGGGGAUAUGGUUUAUAUUCUCACGUGAAAGGAGGAAAUGCUACUUGUAUAUCGAAAGAAGUGCAACAUUACACUGGAGUUCAAAGACCAAUUGUUUGGGUUUUCAGUGGUAUGGGAUCCCAAUGGACAGAGAUGGGAUCUUCGCUCAUGAAUAUACCAAUGUUCCGUGAAUCCAUCAAUCGAUGCCAUAAUGCACUGGCACCUAAAGGAUUAAAUUUAAUUAAUAUCAUUACAUCUUCAGAUCCGAAAAUGUUUGAUAAUAUCCUAAAUUCAUUUGUGGGCAUCGCGGCUAUUCAAAUCGCGAUCGUUGAUAUUCUAAGAGCACUCGAUUUUGAACCUGAUUAUCUUAUUGGUCAUUCCGUUGGUGAACUAGGCUGUGCAUACGCUGAUGGAGGAUUCACUGCUGAACAAAUGAUUCUAUCUGCAUACUCUCGUGGAAAAGUCAGCCUAGAAGUUGAUAAAAUUAAGGGUUCAAUGGCUGCUGUGGGUCUCGGUUACAAAAACAUCAUCAAACUAUUACCCCCUUCAAUUGAGGUCGCAUGUCAUAACAGCGCUGACUCGUCAACAAUAUCUGGCCCAGCAGAAGAUGUGGAAAAGUUCGUAGCAGAACUGAAAAGUAAAAAUAUUUUCGCUAAGGAAGUACCAUGCUCAAAUAUUGCAUAUCACUCUCGCUAUAUUGCCCAUAUGGGACCGCUGCUUCUUAAAUAUCUCCAAGAAAUUAUUCCGAAUCCAAAAAAACGUUCACAAAAAUGGAUAAGUUCAAGCGUUCCAAAACAUCAAUGGGAUCAACCUCGCAGUGAAUAUUCUUCGGCCGAAUAUCACACAAAUAAUUUGUUGAAUAGUGUACUCUUUGAAGAAGCAGCAAUGCUUCUACCUCCAAAUGCACUGACGGUUGAGAUUGCUCCACAUGGAUUGUUGCAGGCUAUUUUAAAGAAAUCGAUGCCAAAUGCUGUUAAUAUUGGUCUCACCCAACGUGGAAACAAAAAUAAUGCUAACUUCUUCUUGUCUGCUUUAGGAAAAAUUCAUUUAAAUGGAUUCACUUUACCCGUCGAACGAUUGUAUCCGAAAGUGGAAUUUCCCGUCUCACGCGGUACAAAAACCAUUUCUUCUCUAAUUCGUUGGGAUCACGGUGAAAAUUGGUUUGUAUCCAAAUUUGAAAACAUCAGAUCUGAAAAGACAGGCGAAAGGGUAUUCCAAAUUGGCUUGAAUGCUGAAGACACCGAAUUCCUGGCUGGACAUAUCAUCGAUGGAAAAGUCCUACUUCCAGCAACAUUCUACCUUUAUAUGGUGUGGGAGGCUUUCUCAUUGAUGCACGCUGGACCUAUGUACAUGAAUAUGCCCGUUGAAUUCAAUGACGUACGUUUCGUCCGAGCUACACAUUUAAACAAGGGUUCAAAUGUAACCUUGACAGUGUCAAUACAUCACGGAACGGGUCUAUUCGAUAUCACUGAAGCUGGAGCGAUAGUAGUGACCGGAAGAAUAAAUGAAAUUAUGAAUCCGCAACCUCCGGAACCAUUGCCACCAUGUCCAUCUAACGACUGCAUUAUGCUUGAAACGCAAGAUAUCUAUAAAGAACUCAGACUGCGAGGAUAUCAUUAUGCCGGAGCAUUCAAGAGUGUUAUGCAAGCUCGCAGUGAUGGGGCCACUGGGAAAAUCAAAUGGUCAUUCAACUGGGUUGCUUUCAUGGAUUGUCUCCUGCAAAUACAUAUCCUUGGAUCUGAUUCGCGUUCAUUAAUACUUCCAACCCGUAUCCGGCAGCUUCGCAUUCUUGGGCUGCACCACAUUAAUUUAGCAGCGCAAAUGGACCCGGAGAACAAAUACUUCGAUGUCCAGAUGGAUCAUACUACACAGCGAUUAGUUGCUGGUGGGAUUGAAAUUUUGGGGCUUCAAGCCAGUCCAGUUUCUCGGAGAAAACCACCAGGUAUUCCAGUUUUGGAAACCUACAAAUUCAUCCCGCAUUUGCCAGCUCCCACAACCGAAAUAACUGACGCUGCAAGGAUUUGCGUACAAACUGCUUUGGAAAAUAAUCCCGUACCAAAAAUGAAAAUUGUCGAGGUGGAUCAAGAUAAGGUUCCACCAACUAUUCCGUACUUCCAAGAGGCAUUAGAAGACUUGCCGGUGGUUACUGGCGAUUUCAUGCUUUUAACUUCUCAAGAAUUAGAACUGCCUGAUAUUCACGUUGAAGAUGGAAAAUUGUCGACUCAAACAAACUGUACAUUUGUCAUAUCCACAAACCUCUUGGGUCGACCAGAAUGGGUCCAGAAGGCCCAAAAGUCAAUUGGCGAUGGUGGAUACUUAGUAUCAAUCGAAACUCUUCCUCUCAACUAUGCACAAGUCAAAGCGCCUAUAGGAUUCAAUAUUAUUGCAUUUUUACCAACCGAAAAGGGAUCGGUGGUCCUUAUGAGACGACAUCCAAAAAAAGUAACAAAUAUCACUGUUAUCCAUGUUGUUCAAAGCGAUAUGACCUACACCUGGAUCGAAAAAAUUAAAAAUGCACUUGCUAUUAACCCAGUGAUUUUAGUAGCCCAGAAUGAGAACCUGAAUGGCCUAAUUGGCUUGACGAAUUGCUUACGGAAGGAACCAAGUGGACAUCAAAUUACCUGCGUGUUUAUUGACGAUCCUCAAGCACCAGAGUUUGACCUAGAACAUCCCUUCUAUGCUGAUAAAUUGAAGUUCGGACUGGGAAUCAAUGUUUUUAAGAAUGGUCAAUGGGGAACAUAUCGACAUUUACUACUGAAGCCAUUCGUAGAACCCAAAAAGAAUAAACGACAAUUAUACGUUGACCAGCUUCAACGUGGUGAUCUAUCAUCACUUACUUGGUUCGAAGGACGAAAGUCAGUCGAAGAUUGCCAAAUCAAAGUAGUGUAUGCCUCCCUCAACUUCCGAGAUAUCAUGCUCGCAACUGGUCGAAUCACAUUAGAAUCACACCAGAGCUCACGUUUGGAAAACCAAUCUCUGCUUGGAUUCGAGUUCGCGGGUGUAGGAAAAGAUGGAAAACGAUAUAUGGGAUUGAAGAGCAAUAGAGGUCUGGCUACACAUAUCGAUGAAACUCAGAUCUUAUGGAACGUACCAGAUGAUUGGACAUUGGAACAAGCGGCUACAAUUCCUUGCGUUUAUGUUACGGUUUAUAUGGCUUUCUUCCUUGUGAGCGAUAUCCGUAAGGGUAAGUCAAUUCUUAUCCACGCUGGAACAGGAGGAGUCGGACAAGCAGCUAUCACUGUGGCUUUGGCUCAUGGACUUGAAGUUUUCACAACCGUUAGUACAAAAGAGAAAAAGCAGUUCUUGCUUCAGAAGUUUCCGAAAUUAAAAGAAUCGAACAUCGGCAAUUCUCGUGAUACUUCAUUCGAAUAUAUGGUUCUGAGGCAAACAAAAGGAAAAGGAGUGGAUUUCGUUCUCAACUCAUUGGCGGAAGAUAAACUGCUAGCUUCUGUACGCUGUUUAGGAAAUAAGGGGCACUUUUUCGAAAUUGGAAAGUUUGAUAUUAUGAACGACAGCAAGCUCGGUUUAGCAGUCUUUGAAAAGGAAAUAUCCUUCCAUGCGAUAUUUGCUGAUCGCUUAUUCUUCGCAGGAAUGAAUGUCAUUAAAGAUGUUAUGGAGUUGAUCUAUAAGGGCAUCCGUGAAGGUAUUAUAAAACCAUUGCCUGUAACAGUGUUCAAAGCCGAUCAAGUUGAACAAGCUUUCCGUCAUAUGGCAGCUGGAAAGCAUAUCGGUAAAGUUCUAAUUCAAGUUCAUGCUGAGAACGAUAAGGAGCAUAAUACAAUAGUACCAAUAUCACCACUUCCGCAAACUUAUUUCGAUCGCAAUCUGGUUUAUAUAAUUCCUGGAGGCCUUGGAGGAUUUGGUUUGGAACUGGCUGAUUGGAUGAUUUUGAGAGGAGCUCGAAAGUUGGUACUCAGUUCCAGUAAGGGUUUUUCGAAACCAUAUCAGUCGUACAGGGUGAAAGUAUGGAAAUCAUAUGGAGCUAGAGUUGAAAUCAGAACUGAUGAUAUAACCACCUAUGAGGGGUGCCUGUCAUUAAUAAAAGAAUCAAUGAAAAUGGGGGCCAUCGGCGGCAUUUUCAAUCUAGCCGUUGCUUUACGUGAUGCGAUCUUCCUUAAUCAAACAGCAGAAAAGUUCCAAGAAUGUUUAGCACCAAAAGCUGUAGCCACAAAAUAUUUGGAUGAAAUAUCACGAAAACUGUGUCCUCGUUUGAAAUAUUUCGUAGUAUUUUCCAGCGUGUCUUGUGGUCGAGGUAACGCCGGUCAAACGAAUUAUGGUAUGGCGAAUUCCAUAAUGGAGAGGAUUAUCGAACAGCGCGCCCUCAAAGGUUUGCCAGCGAAAGCUAUACAAUGGGGAGCUGUUGGAGAAGUUGGUCUCGUAGCCGACAUGGCUGAAGAUAAAAUUGAUAUGGAAAUAGGCGGCACUUUGCAACAAAGAAUCUCGUCCUGCCUACAAGAAUUGGACAAUCUAUUAUCCACGAAUGAUGCGAUUGUAUCUAGUAUGGUUGUUGCUGAGAAGCGGCGCAUAAAGAGUGGAAACAUAAUGGAAACUGUUCUAAGUAUUAUGUCUAUACGUGACUUGAAGUCAGUUUCAAUGGGCACAUCGCUUUCCGAAACUGGUAUGGAUUCCUUAAUGGCUGUCGAAAUUAAACAAACUUUGGAAAGAGAAUUUGAAUUGUUCCUGACACCUCAAGAUUUGCGAACAAUGACAUUCCAGAGAUUACAAGAAAUUUCAGAUGCUAAAUUGAAGGAUGAAGGAGAGCAGGUGAAGUUACGACUUGCACGUGAUGAUAAACCGGUUGGAAUGGCUAUGCUACUUCGAAAUCUCGGGGAUGAAUUGAAUAGUCACCAUACCAUACUCCCUCUGAUUACGAAGAAUAGUAACCUGGUGGAUUUGAAUUCGUCGCUUAUCAUUCCUGGCCUAGAAGGUGUAGCUGGACAAGCGUGGUACAAUGUCGGUCUAGGACUUUAUUCUCCUUCGUAUAUCUUGCAACUCAUGGGCACCGUACAUUUAUCAUCCAUACAGGAAAUCGCCGCUUCUGUGUUUGAGAAAGCCUCACAAGUAUUUAAGAGAAAUCAGCCCUUCUACCUGGUAGGCUACUCCUUCGGUACGUUUAUUACACUGGAACUAGCAUACAUGCUGGAACAAUUAGGUUUUCAAGGAUAUGUAACAAUUAUCGAUGGUUCACCACUAUUUUUGAAAAAACUUUCCCUGCGGACCUUUAAAGAAUCUUCCUCGGACGAUGAGAUUCAGUCUAUGCUUCUUACUACAACGCUCAUGCAAAUAUUUCCUGGAGAGUUUGACGAAGAUACUACAGCCAAAUUUUUGGCACUCCCGGAUUGGAACAGUCGCAUUGAGAAGUACUUAGAAUAUGCAGAAAAACAAACUGUUUAUAGCAGAGACUACGCUGAGUGUAUAAUGCGAGCAAUGUUUGAUCGUAUCAAAAUGGUCAAUGAUCUUUCGUUGAAUGACGUUAAACGCAUCCAAUCAUCAAUUACAUUGGUCCGACCCACGGAUGUGUCAGUUCCCGAUAUCGAUGAGGAUUAUGAGCUGUGUAAAUACACUACUGGAAAAGUUACAGUUAAGUUUAUUGAAGGUGAUCACACUUCCAUGCUGGACAAUCCUAAGUUACCACAAAUAAUCAACAGCUUCGAUCCGAAUCUUGAAUCUGAUAAAUGUUUUGAAGAUUUAUUAUAAAUUGAUCAAUGAGAAUGUUUCGAACCACUAUACUAAUUAUUAUAUUCAUGGAAGGAAUAACCCGUAUGACAUUUGCUUUGAAUAUGGAUAAUUUUCGCAUUUUUAGUUAAAUAUUGCUUAAAUCAAUAAAAUAUUUUAGAAAAGA
Molecule: messenger RNA, 7482 nt
Organism: Hermetia illucens (black soldier fly)
Lineage: Eukaryota; Metazoa; Arthropoda; Insecta; Diptera; Stratiomyidae
Gene: FASN3
Product: fatty acid synthase
Exons: 12
Coding region: 174-7337 (2387 amino acids)
Biological process (GO): fatty acid biosynthetic process
Molecular function (GO): 3-oxoacyl-[acyl-carrier-protein] synthase activity; phosphopantetheine binding; fatty acid synthase activity
Source: RefSeq, a predicted model, not a curated record